This is a messenger RNA of Linepithema humile (Argentine ant), 3117 nucleotides long. RefSeq names its product Pleckstrin homology and RUN domain containing M1 (gene Plekhm1). NCBI's taxonomy places the organism in Eukaryota, Metazoa, Arthropoda, Insecta, Hymenoptera, Formicidae. The record is from RefSeq and is a predicted model, not a curated record.
UCGUGAACAGCUGGUCGACAGCGAUGAAGUAGUUUCAGAGCAAUUUAGCGCGUUUAAUUGCGCACUCGAUGACGUUGCAAAAUUCUGUCGCGCAUCGAGAACGGCCGAGAGAUUUGCAAGAUUAUAUCGAUGAUUAAUUUGUACGCACUGAUAGAAAAUUAAUCGAGUGCGACUGAAGCUCGGACUAUGCCACGAAUGUUUUGUUUCUUUGGCACCUAACCUACUUCACGGACGCGUGAGCGAUAACGCUGGCGUGUGUGAAUACAUCUGGCACGCGCUCGGCGCUUAUCGCCGCUUAUAUGAUGAGUUCAUCAGGCGGGCACUUCCUUGUUUCUUUGUCAGUAUCGUGACAGCCGUGUGGCUCGUAUCGUGAUACAUGUGAUAUUUCAGAACAGUGUAGACUACAAGGACGCGAGGAAGGCCACGAGGAAGCUCGGUCGAACUUCGGGCAGUCCUCUUAUCCCCCUUUCUUGACGCGACCGCGAAGAUGCGCCAGAAGCGACGAAGCCGCUGCAGAAGACGUAUUUUCGUUGUAACGUACAGUGUUAGUAGCGUGCAAGAUGAACUCUUUGCUGAAAACGGUCAACUCUAUAGCAGGCAACAAGCGGCACUUACUAAUCAGGGAUUCCCUGCAGAAACAUCUCAAUACAAGUGUCAUGGAGAUGCAGAGCGCGCCGGGGGUCGCCGAAGAUUGCGUCGUGGGCAAUUGCGACGAGACUAUGUCUUUGUGCUCCGUGCUGGAGGCAAUCUUCCUCCAUGGUUUGAAGGACAGUCUGUUGAAUCGUGUGACGGAAGCCCUCAGCGGUCCCGACUUCGACGCUAUGCCGCAACCAAGUUUCUGGGGUCCGCUGCUUGUGUUUUCUCAUCGUCAGAUGAUAGAUCAAAUACAAACUCUGAGUCAAGUCAGUACAGAAGUCGGAUACUGUCGAGCUUGGAUACGACUGGCGUUGAACGAGGGUCUGCUAGCUAGCUACUUCUGCUCUAUAAGGCGGGAUAACUCGGCCCUGAAACCAUACUACAAUCGUUCAGCCUACAUCCGGGACGCAGAUCUCGUUGAAGUUGCACAGAGAUUAGUAGAAAAUUUAGAUUACGUGCGUUUCGAGCUGGCUUGCAACAGUAGUCUCUUGAACUUCUGGUCCACCACUCCUCUGCUUUUGGCCGGCAUCUGGUCACCGCCGAUGAAGUCUUGUCCCGUGUUUAGUGCGGUAGACAUAGCAAAGACGAUAACCAGCGAUUUAACUUAUAGUGACAAUUUUGAUGAAGAGAUAGAAACUGCAAGUUCUAUUGGUAGUUCUAUUGGGAUAGGAUCAUUCACUUCCUCGCAGUCUAUGUUUAACAAUGUCUCUAUCACAGAGGAUGAGGCGUUGAAAAUCAUUCUGGCUAAAGAAAGAUCCGAUAAUGCUAUCCAGCAAUUGCACAACGAUUCCGUAGAAGCCAGACCAAGUGCCAGUACGCAGGAAAACAAUAUUACUCAGCAGUUACACAAUAAUCCUGUAGAUAUCGUAAAAAAGAAUAAGGGGGAAGACAAAGAAAAGGUCAGGAAGGUACAACAAAUGUCAAAUGGCAAUGUAGAAAAGAAAGAUACAGAUAAUACUACUCACAUGGAAGAUCCAUUACAAAAUACUGUGAGAGACAGCGAAGCUGUUAAUGACACUACUGCGGCAGUGGGGAAUUCAUUGAUAGGAAAAUUAGGAUGGUCAACGUCGUUUGAGGAUUGCCAGUCUUCUCUAACUUCAUCUGUGAUAUCUCAUGGAUCUGGAGCGGAUGCUCGUACACCCGGAGAUGGUGCUACGUACGACGCACUGAUUCUAAGUUACCAAACUGCUGGAAAUAGCUCAGUGCCGGAUCUGCAAGAAUUUCUAAAGAAAUAUCCAACGAGAGAGACUGUUGAGGAAGGAUCUAAGGCUCAAUCUGAGCCAAAGGUUACGACAAAUUUCGACGAGCAAUUAGGUAAUAUCCCAAGGGAAAAGGGCUUGGACGUGCAAAAUUACAGCUGCUUCGAUUGCGGUCACGCAAUCGGCAUGACUUUUUCCCAAGCACAUGUGUGCUCGUUCUCGGGCGAUUAUUAUUGUUCAAAAUGUAUGGAGGAAGGGCAGUAUCUCAUACCGUCACGUAUGAUUCACAAUUGGGACUUGAAACAAUAUUCAAUUUCGCGAAAAGCUGCUUCUUAUCUGAGAGAAAAGCCGCUCUUGCUGGAUUUGAAAAUUCUGAAUCCGAGGAUCUACAUGGCAGUAGAUACUAUGGCUCAGUUGCAGUCAUUACGGAUUCAGCUGAAUCUGCUGAGAGCGUACUUGUUCACGUGCCGCGAGCCGAUCAUCGAAUCACUGCAGAAAAAGGUCACACCAAGGGAUUAUUUGUAUGAACACGUUCAUCAAUAUUCGGUUUCCGAUCUUCACGAUAUACCCAACGGGAUUCUCGCGCAGCAGCUCCAGAAAGUUGUUGAAUUCGCGAGAAAUCACGUGAUCAAUUGUUGGCUCUGCAGUCAAAAAGGUUUCAUAUGCGAAGUGUGCAAUAAUCCAAAGGUUAUUUAUCCUUUUGAUAUGGAAUCUACAUUUCGGUGUGGGGCGUGUAACGCCGUAUUUCACGCGGAUUGUUUAAAUGCCAGCAAACCGUGCCCAAAGUGUGAACGUAGACGUAAACGGACGGAUAUGCCUCUUCUAAAUAUGGGAUGUACAGAUCUACCAAACAAUAGUGUCUCGUCGUCGCCCAUUGAUACGAAUUAAUGCACAUCAUUGGUUUAUUAAUACUGACAAAUGUUUUAUCGUUUUUUCACGUUUAAGAAGUAUUGCUUCUGUAAUUUGCAUUCCGGGAAAUUAACUUCGAUACCUGCGAUGAUACGUAAUCAUUGUUCUUAAAUUUACGAGUCUCAACGAGCUUAAUUUUUAUAUAAAUAUUAACUAUCGUGCUGCGUUGUGUAAAAAUGUAUGGAAAUGUAACGUCUCUCUAUAUUUUCUGUCAGUCCUCCGAUAUUAUAAAUUGAUAUUCUGAUUAAAAAAAAGAUACUUGUACAUUAUGAGACUGGCAGCCUUCCAUACAUCGGCGAAUCACGCAUUAAUUCUUAUAUAAUAUAGACGUUUAUUAUAUAAUGUUAUGUACAAAAGUAGUAAAAUAUAUGAA